AUGCCUGCAGCCCCCGGCGGUACACAGACAUCACGCCUCCAUCCUAUAUUGAAAGCAGUCUCGUCGCUCAAUCGACUUGUGGCUGACGAGGCCUCGUACCACGCUGAGCUGCAAGAGCGCCAUGAACAGAUCUUGAAAAGAGAGAAGCUUCUUGAAACGCUUAAGGAGGACCCCGAAGAAGAAGGGAAUUCACUGUGGAUGCUGAAGCAGGAGCGUAUGGCAUAUGAUGAAACUAAGAGAAUGUUACCUAAGAUGGAGCAGCUGGUCCGAGAAGCCGUGGAGAGACUUGAGGGGCUGAUGCAAGAAGAAAGGGGAAAGGAGAAUGAUGCCAAUGAGACAGCUCUCCAUGAAGCAGCCGAAGCAAUCCAAAAAGCGAAACAAGCAGUUCCAGCCCUGGUUGGGCCGAGAAGUGAGGCAUGA
Molecule: messenger RNA, 420 nt
Organism: Coccidioides posadasii C735 delta SOWgp
Lineage: Eukaryota; Fungi; Ascomycota; Eurotiomycetes; Onygenales; Onygenaceae
Biological process (GO): post-chaperonin tubulin folding pathway; tubulin complex assembly
Molecular function (GO): beta-tubulin binding
Source: RefSeq, a predicted model, not a curated record